AUGGUAGAGAACUGCAACAAGUUCCACCUACAAGUCUCUGGCGAGUACUGCUCCGACAUGGCCGCCAAAUACGGUAUCACUCUGAAGCAGUUCACAACAUGGAACACUGGAGUUGGAGACAGCUGUGAAUUCAUGUGGGGAGACGCGUACUUCUGCGUCGGCGUGAUUGGCUUCACGCCCACACCGACGCCGACCAAGGCCACAACCACGGCUAAGCCAACGACCACUACCACUAAGCCCGGCAACGGCAUCACCACCCCACUCCCCACGCAGCCUGGCAUGGUCUCCAACUGCAACAAAUUCCACCUCCAGCAGCCCGGAGAAUAUUGCUCUGACAUGGCUGCCAAGUACAGCAUCACGCUCAAGCAAUUCACCACCUGGAACACCGGCGUCGGUGACAACUGCCAGUCGAUGUGGGGCGAUGCAUAUUUCUGCGUCGGCAUCGUUGGAUUCACACCUACACCUACACCUACCAAGCCAACGACGACCGCAAAGCCGACGAGCACCAAGCCGGGCAACGGCGUUGCGACACCGACGCCGAUUCAAUCGGGAAUGGUGGCAAACUGCAAGACGUUCUACUUUGUGAAGAAGGACCAGACGUGUGCGAGCGUGUUGAGUAGUGCGAAGGUGACGCUGGCCAACCUGUUCAAGUGGAAUCCGGCAGUGAAGAGUGAUUGUAGUGGGUUGUGGGCUGAAACGUGGGCGUGCGUUGCCGUGUUGUAG
Ascochyta rabiei is the source of this 723-nucleotide messenger RNA. RefSeq lists its product as uncharacterized. The coding region runs from base 1 to 723 and encodes 240 amino acids. NCBI's taxonomy places the organism in Eukaryota, Fungi, Ascomycota, Dothideomycetes, Pleosporales, Didymellaceae. The record is from RefSeq and is a predicted model, not a curated record. The transcript has a single exon.